CGCUUUGGUCCCGGCGCGGGGGUGCGCGGGGGGUGAGACCAGGCCCGCUCAGCCUGAUUUACGGCUCUGCUGAAAACCGCUUCGUUCCCGCAGCAGUAGCACCGUCGUGGCAGCAGCAGCAGCUGCAGCAACAAGUCGGGAACUUUUAGAGUAAUGCAACAGAAGGCCUUUGAGGAAAGCAGAUACCCCUGGCAGGAGUCCUUUGAGAAUGUCGCUGUGUGCCUGCCUUUCCGUUGCCCGAGGUGUGGGGACCAUACCAGAUUUAGAAGCCUGUCCUCGUUGAGGGCCCAUCUGGAAUUUAGUCACAGCUACCAGGAGAGAACCCUCUUGACAAAAUGCAGCCUCUUUCCAUCCCUCAAAGACACAGACCUGGUCACUUCCUCCGAACCCCCGAAACAGGGAAAAUUGCAGAGCUGUGGCAACAUAGUAAAGCAGAAACCGAGCUAUGUUAACUUGUAUAGUAUUUCGCACGAACACUCCAAGGACAGGAAGCCAUUCGAGAUGGUGGCAGAGAGGCCUGUGUCGUACGUGCAGACCUAUACUACAGUAGACCUACGUGCAGACUCGCCGGAUGCACCGAGGGCCAGUCCAGGCCUUCCUGCCUCAGACACCAAAGCAGCUUUCGAGGCACAUGUCAGAGAAAAGUUCAGUCGGAUGGUCGAGGCUGUGGACAGGACCAUAGAGAAGAGGAUUGAUAAACUCACCAAAGAACUGGCCCAGAAAACUGCUGAACUGUUGGAGGUUCGGGCGGCAUUUGUGCAACUGACGCAGAAGAAGCAGGAAGUUCAGAGACGAGAGCGAGCCCUGAACAGACAGGUGGAUGUGGCCGUGGAGAUGAUCGCAGCCCUGAGGCAACGCCUGACGGAAUCCGAAGAGGAGCUUCUCAGGAAAGAAGAAGAGGUGGUUACGUUCAACCAUUUCCUGGAAACAGCAGCUGAGAAGGAGGUUCAAGGAAAAGCUCGGCUGCAGGACUUCAUAGAGAAUCUGCUGCACCGGGUCGAGCUAGCGGAAAAGCAGCUGGAGUACUACCACAGCCAGCAGGGGGCCGGCCCCUGCGGGGAUCCCCGAGAGCUCGCGCUUACAGAUAUCUCCUCAAAUAGGAAGCCCAAAUGCCUAAGCCGAGGGCACCUGCAUUCUGUGUAUAACCACCCUGAUCUCAAGGCCCAUUUCCAUCCAAAGGGAAGGAUGAAAAAAGCCAAGGAUGACAGAGCCAGCGUGCAGCCCGCUAAGUCCCUGCAUGAGCAGACCGAGUCGCCAAGAGAACUCUGCAGACCAGCAAAGAAAGGGGAGCCUCUGGGGUUCGGCCGGAAAGGCAACAUCAGACCCAAAAUGGCCAAAAAAAAGCCGACAGCCAUUGUGAACAUCAUCUAAAAGGUUGGGUGGUUCUGGACCCCAGCACUGGGCUUUGGGAAGUGUGUUCUAGGGGGCAUCAGUAGUGUCCUUUUGGACACACUGUGUUAUAAAACAUAUUUCAUGUCAAUGUGGGCAUUGACCUGGAUUAACCAGAAUUUAACAAAUGGGAAUCUUGGUGAACCAGGCUUUUAUACAAGUCCCUUUUGGAAGCAGGAGGCAGAUUACAGAAUUGUUUUUAAAAUAAUGAAAUCAGUCUUAUUCCAAAGUUUUAGUAAAAUGAAGCUAGCUCCAGCUCUUAAAAUAAUUGGCCCAGUAAAGUUCUAUGAAAUAAAAAUAUUUUUGUUUUUAACCUCACUGUCAGUUAAUUUGGGAGCCUCCAAAAUAAAGCUUCUUGUUUCCCUGAAAAUUCUGGUUAAUCGAGAUUCCAGUGUUUGGGUUGCUUCAAGAACUCAUCCCAUUAGAUUUCAGUUGUCAUCUCGACAGACUGUUUUCCAGUUUGUUCGAUUCAGGUUUUUUGUUUCCCUGGAUGCAUGUUCAUUCUUAUUUUGGUGCCUCUGCUUUCUUCCUUGGCUGAGUAUUCUGCACUCUAAGACUGUGCUGCCAGCCUCUAUCUUAAUAGCUGCUUCUACUGCUGAGGUUGGGGAGGACAGUAAAACCCUUAUGCUCAGCACCCGUCAGCAGUUCAGGGUCAGAAAGGUUGGAUACCAGUGGACUACACAUUUAGUGCAUUGCGAGCCACCCAGGAGACACACAGAUGUUACUCAGCUCUUUACUAAGACCCGCUGCCCCGGGUGGUGGGGCGGAGGGGUGGUUUAUUAGCAGCCUCUCUGUCAGCUAUAGGCACAACUUUCUCCUUGCUGGCCUGACUUUUCCAUCUCUUGCUGCUUCUGUGCCAUUUUAUGACUAAAAUACACGUUCCCACCUUUCAGCCGAGUAUCUGAUGUAUUUGUUGUAUAUGGCUUUCUAAAGUGAUUUCCGAAAUAAACAGUGCAUGUGGGAUCCAGAAUCUGAAAUCAUCCUCCCCUCUCUGCCUCCCUAAAAUGGCCUUUGUUUCCAUAAAGAACCAUCUGUCAUGAACCUCCUGCUUUAUAGUUUUCUUCAAGAAUAAAUUUCUGUGUUAGUUUUUAAAAUUUAGCAAUAUCAUCAGGUCUCCCGCAGAGUUUAUAAGUGCUGACAGUCCUUUGGAAACAAGAACGGUUAUGUCCACAACUAUAUACAUAUAUAUAUAUAACAAAUACAAAAUGUAUAUGUCAAGUAUAUUAAUAAUUUAUUUUUAAAUACUCAUGAAAAAGGUGUAUGUUUGUGGUGGGUGAUUUUUAAACUAUAUAUGUUCAUGUAAAUUGAAUUCUCUGAUUUUAGAAAUUAAAGCUUAACCUAAUUAACAUUAGUAGGAUUAUGAUUGUUACUGCAAUAAGCAUCAGAUUAGCAGUGCAUUCAAAAUAGGUAACAAAACAAUUACGUAAAAUGCCAGUAAAUUGAAAAAUGUAAUUGAUACAAAUACUUUGAGCCUAUCGUAGUGAAAAUGUUGAUUUUUGAAUCUUCACUUGACUUUCAACUCAUGGGGAUAGGCCCUUCACGUGGUGUAUAGGCAGCUAUCAAGUGGUAAAAAACAUUGCUGUGAAUAUCACUGUUAGGAUAACACGGUAAAAACUGUAAUGUUAAAAUAAUUAUUUAUUUGGAGAAUUAACCUCUUCCAAGGUUAUUUAUUAUUGAUGUUUAUACCAUGAUUGCACUUACCUUUUACAUACUAAACAUUUGACUGGUUUGUUGUAUUGCAUGCUCUUUGUCCCAUAAUGUGUGUGUGUAAUGAUAGUCGUUUGCUUUUAAAGGUCGUAUAAGCCAGAUUUUUUUCCCGUUUUAUUUAAUGUAACUUACGUUUUCAGUUUUCGUUUAAUAUGCCUUGAGGGUGUGACAGCUGUCUCUGACAGUGGUACCCAGUGAUCUUCAGAAAGCACCGUAAUGCCCUGUCUACUCUGUGUACAUUAUACAAGACAAAUGAUUUUAAGGUUUAUUAUAUUAAAAUUUUUUUAAGUUGUAACUAAAUUCUGAUCCUUAUAUAAGGAAAUGCACUAUGUAUAUUGUGCUUCCUUAGAGACAUAAAUUUGGUUUUGAAACAUGCGAGCCACCUCAUUCUAAGGGAUAUCCCAUUUACCUGCCAUGGCCUGAGCCUUGUGCCAUGUCCCACUUGGGUGUUAUUUUUAAAUGCAUUCUUUGUGCUCAUGGGUAGUCAACCUCAGAGUUGGUCUUUUUAAGAAAUCACCAAAGUUUUCUAGGAAAACAUGUUAGAGUUUAAACUGAAGAAUGGAUCUAAUUUUAUUAUUUGUUUUGUAAGGAGGAAGUCUUUGUUUCAACCUGCUUUCAUUCUCUUUUCCCAAAACUAGAUUACAGAUUCUUAACUGAAAAGUUCAGACUACUUAGACACUGUUUUCCGGUAUUCUGCAGGGUCAUUUUGUUGUAUGGAAGUUGGACUAUUUGUUCCUGGAUUUUAAAUAAAGGUUUUUAGAUUAUGAAAUAUUAUAAUAAUAAAACUAUAUUUAUGCCUAA
Bubalus bubalis (water buffalo) is the source of this 3897-nucleotide messenger RNA. RefSeq names its product zinc finger protein 365 (gene ZNF365). Lineage: Eukaryota; Metazoa; Chordata; Mammalia; Artiodactyla; Bovidae. Gene Ontology annotation, cellular component: centriolar satellite. Bases 154 to 1371 code for a protein of 405 amino acids. The record is from RefSeq and is a predicted model, not a curated record. Gene Ontology annotation, biological process: regulation of double-strand break repair via homologous recombination; regulation of DNA strand resection involved in replication fork processing; regulation of neuron projection development. The transcript has 5 exons.